Molecule: messenger RNA, 4793 nt
Organism: Notolabrus celidotus (New Zealand spotty)
Lineage: Eukaryota; Metazoa; Chordata; Actinopteri; Labriformes; Labridae
Gene: hhip
Product: hedgehog interacting protein
Exons: 13
Coding region: 498-2594 (698 amino acids)
Source: RefSeq, a predicted model, not a curated record
ACAUGUGAGCGGUGUGAGGACUUUAGUGAGAGACAACUUUUAUGUCUUAUAUGUUUUUUUGACCCCGUGCGUGCACACACCACCGUGUUGUGCUUAAAAGGAAUUACAUCUCAAAGGAACGUCACGGCUCUUUUGCAAUUCACGCUAUUUUUUUGGUUUUUGACUUUUUGUAUUGAUCAGGAUAAAUUCUGUUAUUUUAUUACUUUUUAUUUUAUUUUAUUCUUAUUAUUUCUCAGCGGUGCUAUGAAAGCAGGAGAAAAAAUAAAUGAUUUUCAACACCUUUCUUCAUAGCAGUGAAUCACAUUUAGGACACCUGCUCUGACAAAAAAAAAGCAUAUUGGUAAUUUCUUGUAGUUGGCUUCUGCUGCAUGGAAUAUUUAUAUAACCUUUCCUACAAAGAAAUAUACAUUGCAUUGUAGGUUAACUUUGUUCUUUAAAAAAAAAGGAGCUUUUUUUCCCAGUUGUAUUUUUGUCAAUUUUAUGAUUUUUUUUAAACUAUGAAGCAUUUGCAAUUCGUUCUCGUUCUGGCCAUCGCGGUCAACUUGUGGGAAUGUGGAGACGCAAAAUUCGGCGAGAGGGGAGAAAUUAGCCCCAGGAGGAGAAGAUGUUACGACGGAAGCAUGCCCAAGCGGCUGAAGAAGAGGGAGCGAAAAGUGUUGCUUGACGGCAGCAGCAGCGGAGAAGUUUGCCACAGGUUGUAUCCCCGCGUGUCCUGCUGUCCCACCAGGAGAGCCGCCUACCAGCUCCUGCACCGCAGGGAUGCCAGGAUUUUCUCCACCAACAACACAGAAUGUGGACGUCUCCUGGAGGAGAUCAAAUGUGCCCACUGCUCCCCCAAUGCCCAGGUGUUGUUCCACUCUUCGGACAUGGACAAGAUGCCACACAGAGAGCCAGACCUGCCACGGCUCUGCCAGGACUUCUGCCGCGAGUUCUACUACACCUGCAGGGGUCACAUACCAGAGCUGUUCCAAGCCGAUGUGGAUGAGUUCUGCCAGUACUAUGGGAGGAGAGAUGCCAGUCCAUGCUUUCCAGAUUUUCAACGAAAGCAACCACAAGGGCAAGAUUCCAACUACUUGGGAGAUGAAAAAAUAGAAGAUAUCAGCAGGAAACACAAACACAACUGCUACUGUGCUCAAGAGGUGUUGAGUGGUCUGAGGCAGCCGGUGGCCGUGGUGCACUGUGGGGACGGAUCCCAGCGGCUCUUUGUCCUGGAGAGGGAGGGAAUCGUCAGGAUUUUAAACCAUGACCUGGAGCUAAUCAAGGAGCCCUUCCUGGACAUCCACAAGCUGGUGCAGAGCGGCCUGAAGGGUGGAGAUGAAAGGGGCCUGCUAAGCCUGGCAUUCCACCCCAAUUACAAGAAGAAUGGCAAGCUCUACGUCUCCUACACCACCAACCAAGAGCGCUGGGCCAUUGGACCACACGACCACAUUCUCCGUGUGGUUGAAUACACCGUUUCGAGAAAAAACCCAAACCAGGUGGACACCCGGACUGUCCGGGUGCUGAUGGAAGUGGCGGAGCUGCACAGGAAGCACCUAGGCGGUCAGCUUCUGUUCAGCCCUGAUGGUCUGUUGCACAUCGUCCUGGGAGAUGGCAUGAUCACACUAGAUGAUAUGGAGGAGAUGGAUGGACUCAGUGAUUUCACAGGGUCCGUCUUGAGGGUUGAUGUGGACACAGACUCCUGCAUGUCACCUUAUUCCAUACCCCGGAACAAUCCGUACUUCAACAGCACCAACCAGCCACCUGAAAUCUUUGCCCAUGGAUUACAUGACCCAGGCAGGUGUGCAGUGGAUCGGCUGCAGACAGACAACGGAAGUCUGCUGAUCCUCUGCACAGACACUAGUGGCAAAAACACAUCAGCAGGAAGAAUACUGGAAAUAACUAAGGGAAAGGAUUAUGAAAAUGAGCCCUCUGUCUACGACCUGCAGUCCACUGGAGGAGCACCACCUGUGGGGGGCUUCAUCUACAGAGGCUGCCAGUCCAGAAGACUUUACGGCAGUUAUGUGUUUGGAGAUAAAAAUGGUAACCUGCGAAUCCUCCAGAAGUCUACGUUGUCAACAUCUGCAAGUGAGGAGCAGUGGCAGGAGAAAGCUCUGUGUCUGGGCUCAGCUGGCUCCUGUGGCUCCACGCUUGUGGGACACAUUUUGGGUUUUGGAGAAGAUGAACUAGGUGAAGUCUACAUUCUGGCAAGCAGUAAAAGCAUGGCGCAGUCACACUGUGGGAAACUCUACAAGCUGGUAGACCCUAAAAGGCCUCAUGACCCGAAAGAGUGCCAGCGUCAGGUGGAGCCUCCAGAGCUGCUGAUGACAGCUUGUUCCAGACACUGUAAGAACGGACACUGUACACCCACUGGCAAGUGCUGCUGCAGCCCCGGCUGGGAGGGACCCCUCUGCAGAGUUGCUAAAUGUGAACCAGUCUGCCGCAAUGGAGGAGUGUGUAUGGAGCCCAACAAGUGCCUGUGUAAGAGCGGCUACUCCGGGGCCCAGUGUGAGAAAAGUGAGCGGGGGAUGCCCAACGACCAGGAGAAAGACGGCAUAAUGGACCACAUCAUUGACAUGACCUCGUACCUCCUGGACCUUACCAGCUAUAUCGUAUAGGGGUGCGCAGAGGGGAGCUGUUCCCCACUGUCAUCCUCAAGUUGACACAAAUCUACCUACCUACCACCACCAGCAGACUCUAACGAGGUGUCCUUAAUAAGGCUUCUUAAUCUCCCUCAUACCCACAUAGGCAUACAAACACACACACACACACACACACACACACACACACGCACACGCACACGCACACGCACACACAGGAUCCAUGUCAGACUGCUUUACAUCCUCAUCACCAAACUCUUCCUCUUCUGCCUAUAAGCUAUUUGCUCCUGAGCACCAGGCCUGGCAUCCAAGCCGUGUUCACUUUUCAAAGAGACCCGCAGACACCAGGGACAUGAUUGACAAGCGUGGCCAAGUUAUGGAAGUUCAGUUCACUUCCUCUGUCGUUCACAAAAUGCUCACACACGGGCUCCUCCGCAGGAACAAGAACGUCACAAGAACAAGACCAUCUUAACACAAGGCUUUGGAUCUUUUCAGGGGCUGUCUGUUGCCUUACUUAAGACCCCUCUGACACCCUAGAAAAAUGGAGUUUGAGGCACUUCAACAGAGACAGUUGAUUGUUCAGGGGUUCAUCAAUAAUUCACAGUUUUAAGGAUUGGUUCGGCAGAAGGUCCAGUUUGUGCUUAUGGUCCCAGCAAAUCCCAGCAAAAUAAGAGUCUGCUUACAUAGGCUUUGAAUGAACACUGCAGCUCUACCUUGGUUUUUAAAAAACUGAGGAGUCAUUGAGUGUCGUGGAUCACACAGAAGUACUUUGUGCUGUACUAUUCUAAAGGCACUAAGGCAGGAGUGAUGAACAUGUUGUCUCACUUAUGAUGUUGUAUUUAGUUUGUGGGCACAUUGUCAUGAAAUACUACAACAGUAUACAGUCUGUAUACUCUGCUUUGCAACAGUCACUUGUUAUCAAUGUAUAGAAUGGAUAUACAACGAAGGACCAGUACCACACAGAAACAGGAAAGACUGAGUUGGUCAAAGCCAGUCUCAAUCUAACCAGAGUCAUUGACUCCCAUGCACUGUAUACAUGUUUUAUUUCAUUCAUUUAAGUAUUCAAAAUGGAUUUGUCAUUCAAAGGGCAAUGAGAGUAGUUUCACAUCCACACACAUGCACCAUCACUCUAUCACAGGUAUGGUUUUACAAACUCAUUCAUUGCGUCACACACUGAAACUGAACCUGAACUCAAAACUACAAAGGGAAGAGAUAGUGCGGUGAUGUAUAUUUCCAAUAGAGCUUAUCUAAGUACUACUUAGCAUUGCAAAAAAAAAAAAACUAUAGCAUUACUAUUGUUAUCAUAGAGGAGGGUUUAUUUUUUUAAGCGUAAUAAUAUAUGGGAGAGAAUGGUGUUUAUAGAAAGCAGUUUUACACUAAGCUUGUCAGUUCAUGUUUUCUUGUACUUAAACAUACGCAGAUUUUUCCUCCAUUGAGAAAGACACAAAGUGUGUAAAGUGAUGCAUGUCUGUGCCUGCAUUUAGUGAAUCUCAGCAGUCCGUCUUGAUCCUUUGCCUGACAUGUGGUUUCAUUACCACCGUCAGAAGUGUGUCUGUGUUAUGAGAUGAUCAAAGAUCCUGGCGCACCACCAAGUUGCUGUGGAAGCAGAAUACAGUCAAAGGAGGAUCUUAUCUACAAACAGGAGAUUAAAGAUUAACCUUCAGUUUAAUGGAAAUAUGUUCAGACAUUACACUCUAAUGAGCAUCUGACUCCUACACUGACAGAAAACAGUUUAAAAAAGACUGGGUACGUCUGGAGCUCAAAUCAUGUGUUGUGUCUUUUUCAGAUGCUAGACUGGAGUUCAUGCAGAUGCAGCUCACACAUAGAACAUUUGAUCUUAUGCCAUUUAAAUUCAAUAAAACAAGUAUUGAUAGAACCAUCAAACAUUGUGUUUAAAAGUCUUGGAGACAAACAUUCACAGUUCUGCUCUGUCCCCAACUUUUAUUUUGAAAAUCCAGUUUCCAAUACUCAUGGUUAAUUGAAGUUUAAUGUCAAUGAAGACGUACGUCUUCUUCCUCUGUAGCCUUGCUUGUGUUUGCUGAAAGAAAUCAACUCUACCUGGUCAAAAUGGAAUUCAUGCUGUAAAAUGGAAAAUUAUGAUUUUUUUUAGCACUUAAUGUGAAAGUUGCAUUGUAGCUGCUGAGACGGCGUGGUGUGAAUAGAAUAACCAUUUUCAUUAUUUAAGUAGUUACACAAAUAAAAUAAUUAUUUAAGUUC